Messenger RNA from Australozyma saopauloensis, 1248 nucleotides. It is a transcript of the gene ATP2, whose product is annotated as F1F0 ATP synthase subunit beta. The coding region runs from base 1 to 1248 and encodes 415 amino acids. Gene Ontology annotation, molecular function: proton-transporting ATP synthase activity, rotational mechanism; ATP binding; ATP hydrolysis activity. The record is from RefSeq and is a predicted model, not a curated record. The transcript has a single exon. Lineage: Eukaryota; Fungi; Ascomycota; Pichiomycetes; Serinales; Metschnikowiaceae. Gene Ontology annotation, biological process: proton motive force-driven mitochondrial ATP synthesis.
AUGGACGGUACCGAGGGUUUGGUCAGAGGUGCCGCUGUCACUGACACCGGUUCUCCUAUCUCCGUGCCAGUCGGCCGUGAGACCUUGGGUCGUAUUAUCAACGUUGUUGGUGAGCCAAUCGAUGAGAGAGGUCCUAUCAACUCCAAGAAGAGAAACCCAAUCCACACUGAGCCUCCUUCGUUCGUCGAGCAAUCCACUUCCGCUGAGGUUUUGGAGACUGGUAUCAAGGUCGUCGACUUGUUGGCCCCAUACGCCAGAGGUGGUAAGAUUGGUUUGUUCGGUGGUGCCGGUGUCGGUAAGACCGUUUUCAUCCAAGAGUUGAUUAACAACAUUGCCAAGGCCCAUGGUGGUUUCUCUGUCUUCACCGGUGUCGGUGAGAGAACCAGAGAGGGUAACGAUUUGUACCGUGAGAUGCAAGAGACCGGUGUCAUCAACUUCGAGGGUGACUCCAAGGUCGCUCUUGUCUUCGGUCAAAUGAACGAGCCACCCGGAGCCAGAGCUAGAGUUGCUUUGACCGGUUUGACUAUUGCCGAGUACUUCAGAGAUGAGGAGGGUCAAGAUGUCUUGUUGUUCGUUGACAACAUUUUCAGAUUCACCCAAGCCGGUUCUGAGGUCUCUGCUUUGUUGGGUCGUAUUCCAUCCGCUGUCGGUUACCAGCCAACCUUGGCCACCGAUAUGGGUGCCUUGCAAGAGAGAAUUACCACCACCAAGAAGGGUUCCGUCACCUCUGUCCAAGCCGUCUACGUGCCAGCCGAUGACUUGACUGACCCUGCCCCAGCCACCACCUUCGCUCACUUGGAUGCUACCACUGUGUUGUCCAGAGGUAUCUCUGAGUUGGGUAUCUACCCAGCUGUCGACCCAUUGGACUCUAAGUCUAGAUUGUUGGACGCUUCUAUCGUUGGUAAGGAGCACUACGAGGUUGCCACCGGUGUCCAGGAGACUUUGCAAUCUUACAAGUCCUUGCAAGAUAUCAUUGCCAUUUUGGGUAUGGAUGAGUUGUCCGAGCAAGACAAGUUGACCGUCGAGAGAGCCAGAAAGAUCCAAAGAUUCUUGUCCCAGCCAUUCGCUGUCGCCGAGGUUUUCACUGGUAUCCAAGGUAGAUUGGUUAGAUUGGAGGAGACCGUCAAGUCUUUCAAGGAUGUCUUGGAGGGUAAGUACGACCACUUGCCAGAGAACGCUUUCUACAUGGUUGGUGGUAUCGAGGAUGUUGUCGCCAAGGCUGAAAAGUUGGCUGCUGAGUCUAAGUAA